Messenger RNA from Lutzomyia longipalpis, 1897 nucleotides. RefSeq lists its product as uncharacterized. NCBI's taxonomy places the organism in Eukaryota, Metazoa, Arthropoda, Insecta, Diptera, Psychodidae. The record is from RefSeq and is a predicted model, not a curated record. The coding region runs from base 82 to 1596 and encodes 504 amino acids. Gene Ontology annotation, molecular function: zinc ion binding; DNA-binding transcription factor activity, RNA polymerase II-specific; sequence-specific DNA binding. Gene Ontology annotation, biological process: regulation of transcription by RNA polymerase II. Gene Ontology annotation, cellular component: nucleus. The transcript has 2 exons.
AUCCAAGAAAUCGAUGAGAUUGAGCUUUUCAAUUUGUUGACAUUCCUGAAGUGAGAGAAGCUUUUUUGCUGCAUAGUGAAAAUGGAAUUUCAGGAAAAAGUGUGCAGAACAUGCCUCAACAGUGGAUUCCCCCUUUCAUCACUAAACGUGAAACUUGAGGAUCAGAUGCAGGGAAGGAAAAUGCUGGAAUUUCUCCUGGGCAGUACCAUUGAUGCCUGUGAGACUUUCUCCGAAAUCUGUGAACCCUGUCGGAAGAAGCUCAUCUUCUGCUACACCUUCAAAAUACAGUGUUUAUCCUCAGAGGAGAAGAUUAAGCAGUACACGAAGGUGGUUGAAGUGGUUUUACCGGAUCCUCUUGGGGUGAACUCGGAGGAAGUCCCACUGUUGAUUCCCAAAGUGGAGAUAGAAGAGGAAGAAGAUCAUCAGGAAGCUUUUGAGGAUUCGACAAAUGUUGGGCCAGAAGAACUUCCCCUAAGAGUACCAGAAGAGCAACUCUUUGAGCAGAGACAGGUGAAGAAGAAGACUUACAGAUGUGGAAGAUGCGACAUAAGAUUCCCGGAUAAGCAGGGAUACAACAAACACUUCUACCGGGAACACUUUCGCAGGGCUAGUACAGUGAAGAGUAAUGUUCUUCCCAGGAUGAAACCAGCAGUACCUGUAGCCACAUUGAGGGAGCCAUUAGUACAAUUGCGGGAAGUGGAGACAAGGAAAUACAGGCGAUGUAAGAAGUGCAAUAUCGGAUUCCCAGAUAAACGGAGCUACAAUCGACAUUUCUAUCGGGAGCACUACUGCAAAGGAAAAGCCAGACGGGCCUACACAAGUAGGGAACUUCAGGAAAUUCCAGAUCCUCUAAAUGUACUCACUACAAACACCUUCCGGGUAAAGGAGGAAAGUAAUUCCGAGGAAACCUCUACAGUCUUCCUGGACACUCCACCUGUAGUACCCCAAAAAUCACCAGAGAGGCAACCUGUCGAGCAGGGAGAUUUAAAAAUUAGAACUUACAGAUGCGGAAGGUGCGAUAUAAGAUUCCCCAAUAAGCAGGGCUACAACAAGCACUUCUACCGAUAUCACUUCACCAAGGAGAAAACAAGACGGGAGCAGAGGGUCCAUCAGCAGAUGGAAACAAAACUGCGUGAAAUUGGGAUGUCAAAAUCCUGCCACAGCUGCAAAGUUGUUUUCCCCGACAGAGCAUCUUGUAGUGAGCACUACCGGAAUCAUCAUGCUGACUAUGUGAAAACAAAAGUCAAGGGGAUCCCAAUAGUCAUCCCCAGAACCUGCUACACCUGCAACCUGACCUUUCCCAAUGGUGAAAGUCUCUACAUGCACAACAGAGAUGUGCACAGCACAGUUCCACCUGUUCCAUCUGUUUCAUCUAUACCUGAAAGGAUCUUCAGCUGUCGUCGUUGUUUCAUCUCCUUCCCAGACGUCACAAGCUACAAUACUCACAUCGCAGAGACCCACAGAUGUCUACGAAAGAAUACAACAGCUGUAACGGAGAGACUUGGAAGGCAUUUAAAAAGGACAAUAGUUGCUCCAUUAGCUGCAACAUAUGGGACAAGAAGUGCCAGCAGAGCUACAACCUCUUCCUACCCAUGAAGGGGCACACUGGAGAAAUUUUCCGGACUGUCGUCUGAAUUGUCUACAGUUAAGCAUUUCUAACGAGAACAUCGCUUAAAUCUUGACUCUCAUCAGGAAGAUUAAAUUACUUAGAUGCACGUCUUCCUACGUCAUAGGAGUGUCAUUCAUUCUGCACUAAUAACUGCCACCAAAAACCACCAAUAGCCAAAUGAAAGUCUAUUGAAAGGAUUUUUAAAAUAAAUAAAAAAAAUGUAAUGUCGAAAUGAGAUUUAAGCAAGAUAAUAAAAUAUUUUAUGAAAUAAAUUAAAUUAACCUAAAA